AUGAAAGAAUUUAAUUUUGAAGUUGGAUAUAAGCAAAACGCAGGUCGCGUCAACACAAUCGAGUGUCCGAAAUCAGAAAGUUCGAAAGUACCAAGUUCUGGAAAAUCGGAAGGAAGUCAAAAAGGUGAAUUAAAGAUUAGUAGAAAAACUCCCGAAACGGAUUCUCAUGCAACAUCAAAGCAGGAAGAAAGUUCAAAUAAAGGAGAUCAAAUAAUACGAAAAACUUAG
This is a messenger RNA of Loa loa (African eye worm), 228 nucleotides long. RefSeq lists its product as hypothetical. The record is from RefSeq and is a predicted model, not a curated record. NCBI's taxonomy places the organism in Eukaryota, Metazoa, Nematoda, Chromadorea, Rhabditida, Onchocercidae. The coding region runs from base 1 to 228 and encodes 75 amino acids. The transcript has 2 exons.